Molecule: messenger RNA, 717 nt
Organism: Colletotrichum graminicola M1.001
Lineage: Eukaryota; Fungi; Ascomycota; Sordariomycetes; Glomerellales; Glomerellaceae
Exons: 1
Coding region: 1-717 (238 amino acids)
Source: RefSeq, a predicted model, not a curated record
AUGGUGUCUACCGCUUUCCUUUCCCUCAUUGUCUUUGCCGCCGCCGUCUCUGCAAGCUCUCUCCAACCUCGCAUACUUGCCGCCGAUGAUAUCAUCCUCCUCAACCACGAUGGCACCUCUCAGAUCAUUAAGGCCGCCGAAUACGAGGCCCUCGAAACCGCCGCCGCCACCGCUCUCGCUCCCGCUUCUUUUCCUUCGCUCAACAUCACCAGCACCCCCGAGAUAGCCCGGCGUCACUGCAGCCAGAGCAAUGAAGUCCAGAUCAUGGCAGAUGAUUAUUUGCUCGAAUCGGACGUCGUCAUGUCUCCAGUCGUCUCGUCGGUCGGUGGCGGGGCCACUGUGAGCAUCGAGGACGGUUUCAGGCUCUCGGAACAACUGAAAAUCCAAGGCCAGAUCACCCUCGGCGGCCCCAAGAUCAUCCGCGCAUCGCUCAACAAUAAGUUCGACAUGACGUGGACAUCCACUCAGACCAAAACGUUCAGGUACACGUUGCCGCCCAACAUGUACGGCGUUAUCGUCAGCCAGCCCUACGUCCGUCGGUUUCAGGGCUUCCUGCUGAGCGGCUGCACGGACAACCCUACUAGGACUCCUUUCGAGGCCAAGACGUACGAGAGCCAGAGCUACGGCUCGCUCUCUUGGGUCAAAGGCGUCAUUCGCAUGUGCAGCAGCGAGAUCUACCCCAUUCCGUACUGCGUCGGCGACGGCUACCACGAAUGA